AUGCCCGAGGAAAGUGUCUCCUCGGGUGCUAGCGGAGAAGACUCCGGGGUGGUGGGAGAGGAACCCCUGGACUCUUUGACCUGCCCAGCUGCGGGUGCUACCCAGCUGACGGCCGCCGAGCCUGUUGAGGCGACGGCCAGUGCCUCGCGGCCGGGACCCGAGUUACCAAGGGAUGACCCCCAGGGAGCGGCCUUUGUGUUCCCCAGUCCCGACCCAAUAGGGGCUGCUAUCCUCCCUCCUCCGCCGCCCCCCAUUGAGCCGGGGUCUGAGGCGGACAAUGUGGCGCCGGUCCAUCGGGCUCCACGUCGAGGGUCCGCCCCUUGCCUGCCCGUCUCAGUGGGCCACGGGGCCGUGCCAGGGGCCCCAACGGGGGAUGAUCAGAAGCCAGUGACCCCACCCCCACAUACGCUGCUGGACCCAGCUGUGAGGCUCUCAUCCCUGGAUGUCUCCCAUGUUGACCUGCUGAAUGAGUGUAGCAAUUGGGGGGGGAAUGAGAAAAUCAGGAAGUACCUGGCCACCCUGAUCCAGGACAUCCCCAGUGUCUGCCUGCUCGAUGCUGCUGGCCACCUGGUCAGCUGGAUCGCUUCAUACCCGUUUGGAGCCACGGGGCUUGGCUACACUCUGCCCCAGCACCAGUGGCGUGGCUACAUGGGGAUGCUGAAUAAUUUGAUAGCCAAGCGGUUGCACGCACUAGGCUAUCCCAGCUACAGCUAUGUGGCCGCGGAGAACAACCCCAUGCAGAGGUUGCAGGAGAGGCAGGGCUUCCAGCGCCAGCCCACCCUGUGCUACUUCAUUCUUCACAACCCAGCACUAGCAAAAGCCCCCACAUUAACCACCAGCCCAGCACCAGGCACAGCCCCUGCAUGA
Malaclemys terrapin pileata is the source of this 867-nucleotide messenger RNA. Its product is annotated as glycine N-acyltransferase-like protein Keg1. The record is from RefSeq and is a predicted model, not a curated record. Gene Ontology annotation, cellular component: mitochondrion. NCBI's taxonomy places the organism in Eukaryota, Metazoa, Chordata, Testudines, Emydidae. Gene Ontology annotation, molecular function: glycine N-acyltransferase activity.